This is a messenger RNA of Aureobasidium pullulans EXF-150, 1997 nucleotides long. RefSeq lists its product as uncharacterized. The record is from RefSeq and is a predicted model, not a curated record. Bases 307 to 1860 code for a protein of 517 amino acids. The transcript has a single exon. Lineage: Eukaryota; Fungi; Ascomycota; Dothideomycetes; Dothideales; Saccotheciaceae.
GCUUGCCCCAUUCUUCGCCAACCUCAAAGCAGUAAGAAUCUUGGCGAAUCACAACACUGCUGCAAUACUCGAAGAACCGGGCCUCGCCAGCCUGCUGGAUGGAACCAGGACCGAACCUUUGUAUUGGAAAUGCCUAAACGCCACUGUUAGGUACUGCGGAAUAGCUGAUGUUGUGCUCAAGCUUGACCCGGCUGUUCAAAUGAUGGAUGAAGAGGGGAACUAUGAAUGGCGCAACGUUGUCACUGUGGCAUCCCGUGAAGAUGUUCAGAAAUUCGAGAUUUGGAGAUUGGAUGCCCUCGAAUUGUGAUGCGGCGGCUGAACAGACAUGAUCUUUAUAUCACGGGUGAUAACGAGCGACAAUUUGUGAAGCAAAGUCUAGCAUGGCUAUUCACUUGGCAAUCUCAGGCACUAACACCACUUGCUCACAAGAAAGUCACAAAACACAAUCGGCACGCCUCAACAACCUUGAUCAUGGAGCAAACUCUUUGUUGCAAGUCUGGGUUGCUGGUCAGCUAUGACCUCAAAGGGACUCAAAUACCGAUAUCCCGCCGCCUACGACUCAUCAACGCAGAACCACGCUGCUUUGUUCCACCUAGCUGCGAAAUAACUGCAGGAAUGAUUUAUGAUGUUACCGGCGCAACUACAAAACCUUUUCUUCCAACACCACGCUCGGCAUUUCAUCGCGACAUCCCUCGGAUCCAUCCCUGCGCAAUCCGGCGCCGAAGCAGCGACUCUGACCCUCAGCCGCUGCGCCGAUCUGCUCAGGAUCCCCGUUCGACAAUCAUGCUCUACGGACCCGGUCGCACAAUUAUCACCAAACUCCCCGCCCGUCGGCUGUUCGCUCUUUCAGCUACGCGCCCAAGAAUCUAUCCCGGCAUAAAACCCUCGAGACAACACUACAAGCUAUUGAGUGUAAAGCCUCCGCCUCGACGUCCCGACAUACUAGAUAAAGGUGGGGUUGCGCAAGCACUACAACUCGCGAGUCCGCCAUCCCUUCAACCGCCGCGCCGGAAAGAAAGUCCCUCCCGUGGCAUCCUGAAGCCAGUUUGCAGCAGCAAUGUCGGCCUGGGAUUACUUCCUCCUCACGCCGGCCAUGAUCGCAAUGUGACCUGGGGCAAGGAUCAAGUCCGAAUCAUCGAAAGGAUCGGGUGUCGGACGACGCCGCCGCUUCAGAAAGACCAUCGAGAACAUGCUACCUACAUGAAGAGACGCACCGCGCUAUAUCACAUCAUCGUGCAGGAUGUGCAGUGCUCCAAAGACAUACUCGCCUCGCAGUCAGUCGAGGAAGAAGUCUCGGAAGUACAGGCCGAAAAUUAUUAUACCGCCACGCUCGCUUCUUACUGUGCUGGUGCCAAACCGCUCAGUGAAAUCCUCACUGAUUGGCGUUUGCCAACGGACACUACGACACUGUACAAAGCCUACCACACACGGUUGGCAAACAUGAGGUGCCCUCUCGAAGACCGUAUACGCCUUCAUAUCUUCUUCGCAAAGCUAGAGUGUUGUCAAAACGAUCGCGCGUAUCAUGCCGAUUUUAUUAUCGAGAUGAUCAACAGAGCCAAGGAGAUCCCUACAGGACCCAAGAACAAGCGCCACCGGUUGAUCAACGGAGCAAUGGAAGCUGUUUACUUUGAGAAAUACCUGAACAGCGCGGAGGGAGUACUCUCCGACUACAAUGGAGGCUAUAGACUCAAUGUCUGCUGGAACCGCCUCGCUGAAGGCAGUGAAGGCCAGCGGCUCUACAUGGAGAAUGCUGCAUCCACGGAGAAUUCGGCCAAUGUCAGACUUCGUCUGAUGGACGUGGAUGAUGAUGAUGGUGUAAGCAGUCUUAUCCUGGCCAUGGCAAGACUGAGUGUCAAAUAGAAACAGGCUCUAUUGGUCUAGAAAUCUCUGCUUUAAAUGUUCGCUCCCACAAACAUUUGUAACAUCAGCAUCGCGCAUUGCUGUAAUUCUAGAACUUACCAUACAAGCAUUAAAUCACAUCAACCACUCUUUCAAAA